AUGGCAAACAACGACAAUACUGCCACCCCUAUCGGUGCGCAUGAACCGGCAUUAGUAGAAACAACGGUGCUUCAAAAUUUAUUAUCGCAAGAAACAAAAGUAGGAAGUGCUGGGGGUAUCGUCGCAACACAAUCCGCGAAAGCAACUGCGACCACCUCCAACAAUUCUCAAUCGACGACAGAUGGUCACGAGCUUGUGUUCACACCUCCUACUAUCGAGGAAUUCUCGUUACAAAGUACCACACAAGAUGGAGGUCCAUUAUCGCAACUUUCACAACUCUCACAAUUGGCUGCCGCACAAAUACCACUCGAAAGCAGUACUACUACAACACCUCCAAAAGCCAACGUCACCCUGAAUGCCAGUCAGAAGAGAACAGCAGAUGGUCAUGUAAAACCAAAAACUUCAAAUUCAAACUCAAAUUCGCCCAGUCCCAAAGCUCCACCACCUGUCCGAAGCCAUACUAGAAAUACAAGUACAGUCAGCAAUGUAUCUUCAGUCGCAACCAGAUUGGGAGAGCUAUCUUCCGAAUUACGAACCCGCCUUUCUUAUGCAAUGGUUAAAGUCAACAAUGGAUGGGAAUCAAAGUCAAUUAACGAAGUUGAAACUAUUGCAUCGCAGGCCGGAUCUCCAACAUCAUCAAAUUCAACCUUCAACGCCCGCAGAAACUUUCUUACCUCUCCUAGAGCAGCUAUAGCAAAUAUUCAAGGCCAGGGAUCUACGGACGUCUUUGGACAACGACCUACAGCUGAUUUUGACCUGUACGCGCGAACAGAACCACCUUCUAGAACCUAUGAAUCAUUCUGGCGUGAUCAUUCUACUGCCAAUGGAGCUCAUUCCUACAGACACAACUUAUAUAGCUCUUCAUAUCCACAAUCUAAAUCUCUCGCUCCUCCAGCUGAUAUACGACCGACUGCUUCAUCCAGGCGAUCAGAUUCAAAAUUUUCAAAACCGCCAUCCAUGCCAGGACAAUCAAGCGCCAACUCUCACCACUCUUUCAACAAUAAUUCUGCUCCACGAACACCGAAUACAACUGCUUAUAACCGUCCCGAGCAUGCCAUGACUUCUGUAAAUAAAACGAUACAAGAACAAGAUGCAAUCGCAACAUUAUUAUCCAUGGGUUCACCGGGUAACUCGCAAUCUAUGGAGCCUACCUUAACUCCUCCACAUGGAAGUCAAACAAGUCCUCGGCAUAGUCCUCUUCGGGCAGAAUUCAGUCUUCAAAGAGCCCAAAAUGGGAAGGGUAAAAUGGGACCUCAAACUCAACGCAGAGUGGAAUUUGCAGAAAGUGUUAGUAGUUGUGGAAGUGAAAAUGGAUAUCCAGCAGCGAGUCGUAGGAAAUCUGCCGUGAGAAAUAACCUCAAUGGUAGAAGGAUAACGGACAGAAUGCUAGAUGAAAUGGUUGAUGAGAGUAGUGAUGAAGAAGUUGAAUUAGCCGUGCCGCAGGGAAGACGUAUACCAGAACGUGUCUGA
Sclerotinia sclerotiorum 1980 UF-70 is the source of this 1470-nucleotide messenger RNA. RefSeq lists its product as hypothetical. Gene Ontology annotation, molecular function: transcription coregulator activity. Bases 1 to 1470 code for a protein of 489 amino acids. Gene Ontology annotation, cellular component: SBF transcription complex; cytoplasm. Lineage: Eukaryota; Fungi; Ascomycota; Leotiomycetes; Helotiales; Sclerotiniaceae. The transcript is spliced from 2 exons. The record is from RefSeq and is a predicted model, not a curated record.